Molecule: messenger RNA, 2139 nt
Organism: Mycotypha africana
Lineage: Eukaryota; Fungi; Mucoromycota; Mucoromycetes; Mucorales; Mycotyphaceae
Exons: 4
Coding region: 105-1643 (512 amino acids)
Source: RefSeq, a predicted model, not a curated record
UUUUUUUGAGAUGGCUUUUACUCUUUACCUUUCACCUUUAUUUUUACUUGGCUCAAAUCACUAUAGCUGUCCAUCCUAUACUGCUUUAUUCUUUAUCUCUUUCAAUGAUGAAUUGCUGGUCUCGUUUUAAGCAACACCUUUCCUUUAAUUACAAUUACAAAGAAGAAGACUUGUGUAAUAGCAAGCUUUUUAGAAUCGACACUGAACCCUUUCGUAUCAUGUCCGAAGAACUGGAGAAAUCUCAUUUUUACAAUGAUAGUUUAAUGGGGGUAGCCGACUUUGACAUUGUCAGUAGUUUAAAAGUUGGCUUAAAACCACACAAUAACGAUAAGUACAGUAGAAUGCUCCUUCACACAUGGUCUCUAAGAUUGAAUAAAAUCGAUGCUACAAAUGUAAAAGUGUUAUCUGUAAUGCAUAUCCGCCUUCAAAAGAUAUCAAAGAUCUUGCUAACUCUCUCAGCCUCCUCAAACAGUAUAAAAGGAUAUAGAAAUAAUGGAACUUUGAGUUCAUCAGCUCACCCAAUCAUAUCUGAAUGCUUGAAGGAUUGGAGUGAUGGUUCAACAUUCAAUUUGAGCGCAAUUUAUAAGGAUGAAACAGCACUAACAAAAUUAUACACGGACAAAACGUUGAUAGAAGAAGACGCGUCCACAGAGUUACAAAUUGUAAAGCAGCAAUUUAAACAUCAUUAUCAACAACUAAAAGAUAGACAGCAUGAUGUUCUUAAAAUGCACGGAGCGAAUAUAUCGAAAAUCAAAAGAUGCAUAAAGUAUUUAUAUCAAGUUAGAAAAGACCUUUGCAUACAUAAUUAUUAUAUAUCUAGUCAGUUCAUAUUGCUCCGAGAUUGGAUGGGUAAGAUAGCAGCUACAGCCUCUACAUUAACUGACGGAAAAGACGAAGCGCAGGCAUUCUUGACUUUUGAUAAACCGCACGAUGAUCACCCUGUUGGACUCCUUUUUGAAAACGACCUACAGCUGCAGCAAUUGCACAGACAAUGGCAACAAGCAUAUAGAAAAGGAAUAAAUUCAUGCGCCAACUUUCAACGACAGGUACAAAUAAUUCUUACACAAAGCUUAUUGAAACUAGAUAGCAGUAUCAGCAACAGCCGCCGCCAAGAAUCACUGAAGUGUACCAUAUGUCUUUCUAUGUACAGUGAACCCAUCACGUUAUCGUCUUGUCAACAUACAUUCUGCAGAGAUUGUCUCCAACGCAUGUUUUGUAGUGCAUGCUAUCAAUACCGUCAAAAACUACUAAACCGCCUAUCCAUGAGACUAUCGCAUUAUAUGUAUUAUAACAACAACCGUACGCUAUCGAUGCCACUGAUCAAUUGCCAUUGUAGCUGUAUUGAUACUCGAACCGGCGAUAUCAUUCCACUUUAUCAGCGAGAAAAAAAUCGUACGAGGUGUCCUUUAUGUCGAAGCUCUUUUAAACCAGAAGACUGUAUUUUAGAUACAAAUCUGGCCAAAUACAUUCAGCGACACCAUCUUCGAGAGCACGAGAACAAUGACACACUGUCGUUGCAGAAUAAGAUGAAGCGAGAAACACAGUCGUUAGCAAAAGACAAUAAAGAAAAAGUGGAAGCACGCAACAGCUACAAUACCAACAAAGUGUCGAACCAGCUCCUGGGUGUCUUAACUCGGUAUUAACGCUUCUAUAUCGACUGAUAGCUUGGUUUUUUUCUAAAUUGGAAAAUUGAUCAUAUGGAUCUUGUAGCCAAUCGGCCUCUUUCACUGCUUUCAAUUUAUUGAAAGGCAACCAAUUUGCGAUCGGUUAACUAUUGCUAUUUUAAGGAAAUGAGCACAUAAUGUAACAUUCUGAAAGCGCUCUGUGAACAAAUAAAUAUCCAUAUCAGUAAUAAUGUAUGUUAGAUGUUAAAUAGAUAGUAAGAGAUGAGAUAAGCCUGAUGGAAGAUUGGUACAUAGACUUGGCAAAAUACGACGCGUUAAUUUAAGCCUACUACUGCCUUAUAGAUUUCUACGAGAAAAGAACCAAGCUGCGUUGAUAAGAUAAUGUCAGGUUGAAAAACAGUACUCUUGUCGUUUCCUUUUUUGAUAAGUGAAAGAUUAAUUUCAGCUGAUGGUCCAAAAGUUGUUCAAAAUUUUUGAAGCCUUAAAAGCAGCAUUUUUAUACGAUUAAACAUGA